Molecule: messenger RNA, 470 nt
Organism: Caenorhabditis sp. 36 PRJEB53466
Lineage: Eukaryota; Metazoa; Nematoda; Chromadorea; Rhabditida; Rhabditidae
Source: the annotation of a GenBank genome assembly
AUGCCAACGGUCCCUGUUCGAAGCUUGAAUCACGUCGAGAUUCGAGUGGAGAAUUACCAUGACUCUGAAACGGUAAUUUCGGUGUUUUUUUCUUUCAAAUUUCCAGCUUUCUCAUUUAAUUUCAGGUGCUCUUCUGCAUCAUGGCCUGCUUCGUAUUUAUCGGUCUUGUCGGUUCGGGAAUCUGGUGCCUGCUCGCCGCCCGAAAUGUUCACGGUACUGAAAGAAGUGAUUUGUAUGAAAAAGUGAGAAAAUGUGAUUUUUCAGAAGAGAGAAAAGUGAUUGCGCUGACUUUGGACGAUCACGAUGAGGAGGAGAAAAGGGAGAAGAAGAAGGGAUCUCGGUCGGACGCCGGUUCCGAUGUGUCGUCGUGUGAAAUUGAGGUGGAGAAGGAGAACGAGCAAGCAGGAGCCGGAGCCGGAGCCGGAAGCCAUCUGAGCACUCUUGCCAAGAGCUUCAUGUUCUGGAAAUGA